This is a messenger RNA of Enhydra lutris kenyoni (northern sea otter), 2571 nucleotides long. Its product is annotated as ADAM metallopeptidase domain 33. Lineage: Eukaryota; Metazoa; Chordata; Mammalia; Carnivora; Mustelidae. Gene Ontology annotation, molecular function: metalloendopeptidase activity. Gene Ontology annotation, biological process: proteolysis. The record is from RefSeq and is a predicted model, not a curated record.
GGGGCGCUCUCAGCGAUGGGCUGGGGGUCUCGGAGAGCUGGAGGGUCGCGGGCGUGGCUGCUGCUGCUGCUGCUCUUGAGGCUAACUUUGCCGGUGUGGGGGGUCAAGGCGUUUCAAGGAAACCACCCUGGAAAACCAGUCACCUUGCACUGGGUCCUGGAUGGAAGAGUCAGGCGCGAUGUCACCCUGGAGGAGCCGGUCUUGAAGCUAGACUCGGGGCUGGUGGCCUUGAAGGCUGAAGGGCAGGAGCUCCUGCUGGAGCUGGAGAAGAGCCACAGGCUGCUGGCCCCAGGAUACACAGAAACCCACUAUAACCCAGAUGGGCACCCAGUGGUGCUGGUCCCCAACCACACGGACCACUGCCUCUACCAUGGGCACGUGAGGGGCUUCCCUGACUCCCGGGUGGUCUUCAGCACCUGCUCUGGGAUGAGGGGCCUGAUCACACUGGACAGGAAUGCCAGUUACUAUGUGCAUCCUUGGUCAGCCAGAAACUCUGAGGCCUUCGUCACUCACAAGAUGUUCCAGAUCGGGCAGCUGCUUGGCUGGAAAGGGGCCUGUGGCCACAGGGAUGCCAGGAACAAAGGGGACAUGGCUAGCCUUUCUCGUGCCACUCAGGUCAAGGAGAGGCGGGAGGUCGGCAGGAGCCCAAAGUUCUUGGAGCUGUACAUUGUGGCUGACCACACGCUGUUUUUGACCCAGCACCGGAACUUGAACCACACCAAACAGCGUCUCCUGGAGGUGGCCAACUAUGUGGAUCAGAUUCUCAGGACUCUGGACAUUCAGGUGGCUCUGACCGGCCUGGAAGUGUGGACAGAGCAGGAUCAGAGCCGUGUCACGCCAGACGCCAAUGCCACGCUCUGGGCCUUCCUGCACUGGCGCCGAGGGCUGAGGGCACGGCGGCCACACGACUCCGCGCAGCUGCUCACGGGCCGCACCUUCCAGGGCGCCACCGUGGGCCUGGCGCCCAUCGAGGGCAUGUGUUGCGCGGAGAGCUCCGGAGGCGUGAGCACGGACCACUCGGAGCUUCCCAUUGGCGCAGCAGCCACCAUGGCCCACGAGAUAGGUCACAGCCUUGGCCUCAGCCACGACCCUGACGGCUGCUGUGUGGAAGCGGCGGCCGAGCAAGGCGGCUGUGUCAUGGCCGCGGCCACGGGGCGCCCAUUCCCGCGGGUGUUCAGCGCCUGCAGCCGGCGCCAGCUGCGCGCCUUCUUCCGCAAGGGGGGCGGUGCGUGCCUUUCCAACGCGCCCGACUCGGGGCUCCUCGUGCCUCGGGCGCGCUGCGGGAACGGCCUCGUGGAGGACGGCGAGGAGUGCGACUGCGGCGCCAGCCAGGAGUGCCCGGACGCCUGCUGCUUCGCCCACAACUGCUCGCUGCGCGCUGGGGCCCAGUGCACCCACGGGGACUGCUGCGCUCGCUGCCUGCUGAAGCAGGCCGGCGUGCCGUGCCGCCGAGCUGUGGGUGACUGUGACCUCCCAGAGUUUUGCACCGGCGUAUCCCCUUACUGCCCCCCGGACCUGUACCUCCUGGACGGCUCGCCCUGUGCCGGCGGCCAGGGCUACUGCUGGGAUGGCGCGUGUCCUACACUGGAGCAACAGUGCCAGCAGCUCUGGGGGCCUGGCUCCAGCCCAGCACCAGAGGCCUGUUUCCAGAUUGUGAACUCUGCGGGAGACGCCCAUGGGAACUGCGGCGAGGACAGCAAGGGUGGCUUUGUGCCUUGUGCGCAGAGGGAUGCUCAGUGCGGGAAGCUGCAGUGUCUCGGUGGGGAGCAGCGGCCACGCCCACCGCACACUGUGCCGGUGGACUCCACCAUUGGACUAGGCAGCGAUGAGGUGACCUGCAGGGGAGUCUUUGUGCUGCCCGGUGUCCAGCUGGAUGUGCUCGACUUGGGCCUGGUAGAGCCAGGCACUCAGUGUGGACCUAGCAUGGUGUGCCAGGACAGGCGCUGCCGAAACACUACCUUCUGGCAGCUUGAGCGAUGUCUGGCAGCCUGCCAUGGCCGUGGGGUUUGCAACAGUAACCAAAACUGCCACUGUGCUCCGGGCUGGGCUCCGCCCUUCUGCGACAAGCAAGGGUUUGGUGGCAGUGUGGACAGUGGCCCCAUGCAGCCUGAAGACCACAAGGCCUUCCUGCUGGCUGUGAUGCUUAGCUUUGUGUUGCCGUUGCUCCUGGGGGCUGGCCUGGCCUGGUGCUGCUUCCGGUGCCCAGGAUCCCGUCUCCUGCCAUGCCUCUGGAGCUUGAGGAGGGAUGCCGCAAGCCGAGGGCCCAAAGAUGGUCCAAACAGGGACUGCCCCCCCAGCAGUGUUCACUCCAUGGAAUUGGGCCCAGCAGUCAUUGGAGAACCCCAGCCCUUGGCACCCAGACACCCUGAGGCCCCUGUCCCCACCCUGCCCCAGGGACUCCUGCGUGUCACAAUAUGUGGCUUCCACCCAUUGCUGCAGACCUUGAGAACUCUGCCAGAGCCCAGGAGCCACCUUGAGGAGCCUUUGGCUGGGUGCCCUGCCUGCCACCCCAAGCGGGUCAAGUCCAGAAGCCGAGAUCCUGUUGCUGGUGAGAGGGAGCUCCUGAGAUGA